Lates calcarifer (barramundi perch) is the source of this 1826-nucleotide messenger RNA. It is a transcript of the gene afmid, whose product is annotated as arylformamidase. Lineage: Eukaryota; Metazoa; Chordata; Actinopteri; Centropomidae. The transcript is spliced from 11 exons. The coding region runs from base 202 to 1077 and encodes 291 amino acids. Gene Ontology annotation, cellular component: cytoplasm. The record is from RefSeq and is a predicted model, not a curated record. Gene Ontology annotation, molecular function: hydrolase activity.
GUAGGCUAAUGUAACCACAGUGUUCACGUGUUUGAAAAACAGGUUAAUAGUAGUUUACUUUUCAAAUGUGAGGGUCACCAGUCUAAAGUUCAGUUCUGCAGUAACGCCACCGCCACUGCUGCUGCUGCUGCUGCUGAGCACAUGUUGGUUGGAAAUAUCUUUGGACUUUCGGCGAUUUAAAUCACUUCAAGGGAUAAAACGAUGCACUGGACUGAAAUGAAAAAAGAUGAGCUUGAAAGGCAGUAUUCGCCCAGCCGGUGGUCGUACAGGAUGUCUGCAGACGACGUGAUCAAGGCUCAUGUAAAGGCUUUAAAGGAAGGUACGGAGCGAGCUCGUGGCCUUGCUCAAACUUUACUCAACGUGCCCUAUGGUGAGGGAGAUGGAGAGAUGGAUGUCUACAUACCCAGCACCAACUCUUUGGAUGUGCCCCUUGUUAUUUACCUACAUGGAGGCUACUGGCAGUUUCUCAGCAAGGAGGAGUCAGGGUUCAUGGCUGUUCCACUCGUAGAUAAAGGUGUAGUGGUGGUUGCUGUUGGAUAUGACAUCGCCCCCAAAGGUAACAUGGACCUGAUGGUGUCUCAAGUACGCACAAGUGUUGUGUCUGUCAUUCAGCAGUACUCUCACAUCAGCGGUCUGUACCUGUGUGGCCACUCUGCUGGGGCUCACCUGGCUGCAAUGGUCCUCUCCACUGACUGGUCGCAGUAUAACAUCACUCCUCAGAUCAAAGGGGCUUUUCUGGUCAGUGGAAUAUAUGACCUCCUGCCCAUCCUGUCCACUUAUGUCAAUGAACCAUUGAAGAUGACAGAGGAGGUGGCGGUCAGGAACAGCCCCAGCAAGCUGGUCCCUCAGCUCAAACUCUCCUCCUCCAGCUGCCACAUUGUUGUGGCUGUCGCUGAGAACGACUCGCCAGAGUUUCGCAAGCAGUCUGAAGAAUACUACAAAACUUUGGAGGCAUCAGGACUGAAUGUGACCAUGGAGGAUGUGCCAAACACAGACCACUUCAGUAUCAUUGAGCAACUGGUAGAUGGGGAGUAUCACCUAACAAAGCUUCUCUUGAAGAUGAUGGGGAAAAGCUGAGGUGUCCUUGAUCCACCAUCUAAUAUCAGCAUACCUCUAUAUCAACGUACACCUCUCAGUCAUCAUGCACCGAUACCGAUAAAAUAUGCAUUAUUUCAGGUUUGUACUGUGGUAAAUGUACAAUUUCUAUCCAUUUUGAUUGAUCAAGAACAAUAUGGCAUGGAUUGUUCUGAGUGUCUAGUUUACUGUUUCAUUUAUAAUCGACUUUGUUCACUGUAGUUACUGUUGUCAGAAAACGUCCUGUGUAAGCUUAAUAUGUUCCAACCACAUUAACAUGUCAUAAAAACAUUGUGUGCCUAAAACUGUACCACUUGAGGGAUGGUGAUUGUGGUCUGAUUCACUUGUGACAAUCUGCACCGCAACUUCAAGUCCCUAGAGAGGACAAUAACAGGAGCUCAUGUCAAGUAUACUGACAUAUCAUACAAAGUGAAUGUAGCUUUUUAUUGUAACCACAAUGCUGAUAUCACACACAGGGAAAUUUAAUGUAUCAUUCACACUUGGUAAAUGUUGAUAAUGAAAACUAUAUAUUUGCACUCUUUAUUUUACCCUAAUACAGUAAAAGAAUACUGAUUCAAAUAGACAUAUUUUUAAAAAAAAGGUAACUAAAUUGUAACUGAUGCACAUUGUUACUUACUGCCCUCUUUUUAGCAGCUUUAAUAAUUGUUUACAUUAUUGUUUGCACAAUUUUCUGUUUAUCAUUACUGUAGAUUAUAAAGAAAAUCAUCACAAUAAAUAUUUAUAUUUGAGAA